AUGGGCCUCGCUCCCGUCCACCUCUUCUCGCAUGGGUCGACCAUGAUGCUCGGCGAGCCGUCCGAGGCGGCCGACUACUGGAAACGCGCGGGUGACGAGGCGCUGGCCAACGGCGUCAAGGGCAUCGUGAUGAUGGGCGCGCACUGGGACGCGCCGCACGACCGCAUCGAGGUGGCCACGAACCCGACGCCGGCCAAGUCGCCCGUCGCCUACGUGCACCCGUCCAAGUACGUCGACUACCCGCUGCGGCCGGACCUGGCGACGGCACAGACGUGCAUCCGCCUGCUGCAGGCCAGCGGCUUCGAGGCCAGCGGCAACGACACCUUCGACUGGAUCCACGACACGUACCUCGUCCUCAUCCGCAUGUUCCCGGACCCGGCGACGUGCCCCCCGACGACGCUCAUCUCGAUGAACGCCCGCUUCGACCCGCACUACCACGUGAAAGUCGGCGCGGCCCUGCGUCCGCUCCGCGCGCAGGGCUUCCUGCUGAUCGGCUCCGGCGGCGCCGUGCACAACCUGUACCGCAACCAGUGGAUGCCCAUGCUGCAGUACAGCGACAACUUUGCGCAGACGCGCCCGCCGGAGCCGUGGGCGCUCGAGUUCCGCCAGGCCGUCGAGGACGUCAUGACGCGCAACAAGGGCCCCGCGCUGCGGCGGGCGGCCACGCGCCUGAUGAAGCACGCGCAGUACCGCGACGCGCACGCGACCGACGACCACUUCAUGGCGGUGCUGUUUGUGGCGGGCGCGGCCGGCGACGAGGCCGACGAGCGCGAAGAAGGCGGGCGGCUGACGGCGGAGACGUGGGAGCUGACCAACAUGUGCAACAGCCAGUUUACGAUUGGGAGCUGGCCGAAGCAGCGCCACGUCCAUGCCUUUUGCUUGCGACGCACUCGUCGCAAAGACACCAAUGACAGGUCCCACAAAGUCAGGGUCGGUCAGCUGCAGCGUGUCGACGGCAUCCAGAGGCGUCCAGUCCUCGUCCUCGCCCUCGUCCUUGUCUGGUCGGAGCGAUGCCGCGUAGAGCAGGCGGUACUCCCGCUCCGUGUAGACGAUGCGCAGCGACAGGGCGCGGCUGGCCUGUGGCAGGUCGUGCCGCGACGUCCGCGCAAUCUUCUGGGCCUUGUUCACCAGCUCGAACACGAUGCUGGGCGUGUCGCCCGCAGCGUCCAGGAAGAUGCGUGUGUAGCGGUGCUCGUCCUUGAAGACAGCCAGACCGCAUCGGAGGCCGGCCGAUUUCCACGCCGCCAGUGUCUCGGGGGUCCACGCGGCCAGGGCCACACGGCUUUGUCCGUCCAGCAGCCGCUGUCGCUUUCCCACAAACGUCGGGGAUGCGUUGGGCGCCGCGAGGUCGACCGGUGUGGACGUCAGCGUGACGGCCGACCCGUCGCCCGCCAGCGUGUAGUUGUCCAGGUGCGCGUCCCGGAUGUAGAGGAAGUCCACAUUGCCGGCGGCCGUCUGUCCCUCGGCGGUGGACGCGGUGGAUGA
Messenger RNA from Sporothrix schenckii 1099-18, 1485 nucleotides. RefSeq lists its product as uncharacterized. The transcript is spliced from 3 exons. Gene Ontology annotation, molecular function: ferrous iron binding; oxidoreductase activity, acting on single donors with incorporation of molecular oxygen; zinc ion binding. Lineage: Eukaryota; Fungi; Ascomycota; Sordariomycetes; Ophiostomatales; Ophiostomataceae. The coding region runs from base 1 to 1485 and encodes 494 amino acids. The record is from RefSeq and is a predicted model, not a curated record.